CUGAGCAAGCUGACUGGAGGUCCCAGCUCUUAACCAGGAAUAAACCGGACUUUGUGGAAGUACAUACUAAGCCUUGCUUCUUGGAUCAUGUCGCGGUGGAUCAGAUCCCCAAACCCGCCGUGAUAUACAUAUAUAGGUCUAGUGUUAUAUGGCAAGGUCCCCUCAAAAAGCCCGCUCAAAAUGAAAAGAUAGAAAGAAUGGAAGAGCAACAGUGUGUCGUUUCCAUUACGCGCCUGAGUACACCAUAAUACACCAUAGAGUGAUUCGUGAGCUUCACGUCAUCAAGCAGCUUGCUGCGGACUUUAGGCGACAUUCUUUACAGACACCAUUUACUCUGCAAGUCUUUGAUUUCAGUCAACAUUUCGAUAGUCCGGAUUCAGAUAUGGGCUUCAUCGAACUUCACAUUGCUUUGAUCGCUGCACUUUUCAGCCUUACGCUAUUAUUUGGCGCACUCCCGUUUUUUAUUCUGAGAUGGCAUCGAAAGGUUAAGGACGGAUCUCUCAACAAUGCCUUUCUUAGGGGUCUCAACUGUUUUACGGGUGGUGUGUUUCUUGGAUCAGCGUUUAUGCAUUUGAUUCCAGAGGCCAGAGAGCAUACUGAGAAUGCUGUGAAAGAGUCGUCCGUCCGUACCAUAUUCCCCAUCACGGAAUUUGGAGUUCUUAUGGGAUUAUUCGUUUGUUUGAGUUUUGAGAAAAUUGCUGAGGUUUGUUUUCAAAGACUAGCGCCUGAUAAAAAUACUGACGUUUCCGAAGCAACUAAUAUUUUUCCACAAUCAAAUAAAGGACAGUAUUCAAGCAUUGAGAUGGCGGCUAUAAAGCAUGAUUUGACAGAAGAUCGUAAACAUUCCCGAGAUUCAGUGAACAAUAUGAAUUCCAACCAAGAUCCUGAACCAGCACCGGAUGAAAUUUCUCCUGACAGUCAGACUACAUCGAGACGCCAUACUAGUGGUGAAGCAUAUCAUGAUCAACCUAGAGAUAAUCCUGGAACUGCCAAGAUUCGUGUGUCUUUGUUGUUUCUCGUACUUCUGGUUCACACCAUAUUUGAAGGAAUAACGUUGGGAAUACAAAAGACUGAAAUAGAUAUUUCCACAGUUUUUGGAGCUAUGGUGGUUCAUAAGUGCUUCAUAGCUUUCUCGUUGAGUUUAAGGAUGAUUGACAAUUUUAAACGCUGGCAAUUUUUUCUCCUUAUUUUAACGUUUUCUGCAGCGACUCCUGUAGGGGCAGGAAUUGGAAUGGCUGUGGCAUAUUCCAAAACUUCGGGCAGUGAAUUUGUAGAUGGAAUUCUACAGAGUGUAUGCACAGGAUCAUUUUUAUACAUAACAUUCUUUGAAAUUCUCGGUGCUGAACUUGAGGGAGAUGUAUCGCCAGAAGUUUUGAAGAAAAUUCUUUUUAUAAUACUCGGAGUGUCUGUAAUGGUAUUACUGGCUUUCUUUGAGUACUGA
Lingula anatina is the source of this 1441-nucleotide messenger RNA. RefSeq names its product zinc transporter ZIP1. The record is from RefSeq and is a predicted model, not a curated record. Lineage: Eukaryota; Metazoa; Brachiopoda; Lingulata; Lingulida; Lingulidae. Gene Ontology annotation, molecular function: zinc ion transmembrane transporter activity. Gene Ontology annotation, cellular component: plasma membrane. Gene Ontology annotation, biological process: zinc ion transmembrane transport.